Molecule: messenger RNA, 1482 nt
Organism: Bactrocera tryoni
Lineage: Eukaryota; Metazoa; Arthropoda; Insecta; Diptera; Tephritidae
Product: cytochrome b5-related protein
Exons: 5
Coding region: 99-1397 (432 amino acids)
Biological process (GO): lipid metabolic process
Cellular component (GO): mitochondrion
Molecular function (GO): heme binding
Source: RefSeq, a predicted model, not a curated record
ACCGGUAUUGACGAUCGAUCGCUGCGCGUUUACACCAACUUUACUAACGUUCGGGUCCUUUUACGUUUAGCGCAGAGAAUAGCGAAUUUUUACAAACAAUGGUUAUAGAAACUUGGAAACAGUCAGGAAUUGCAACCAAAUUUCCUACUUACAGAAAUUCGAAACUUAUCACAACAAAAGGAUGGCUCUUGGGCAAACAAAAUGACGACGAAGCGGAAGGCUUAUGGCGAAUAUAUGAUGGAAUUUAUGAUUUCACGGAAUUCAUUAAUGAGCACCCAGGGGGCGAAUUUUGGUUAAUAGAAUCGAAGGGCACCGACAUUACCGAGGCAUUUGAGGCCCAUCAUAUCUCCAAGGGUCCCCAUAAGUUACUUCAAAAAUAUAAAGUUCGUGAUGCCAAAAACCCGCGCAUUUAUACCCUCACUUUACAUGAAGAUGGAUUCUAUAAGACUUUGCGCGAACGUGUUCGUGAAACACUAAAAACCAUUGAUACCACUCCGAAGAAGAAAAGUGAUCUAAUACACUUAUCAUUAUUUGUGUCCAUAUAUAUUUUCGCUGUAUUAAGCGCUCGCCUGAAUAGUAUACUCUGCUUAGCGCUGGCCGGCACAGCACUUUGUUGGACUACCAUUGUGGCGCAUAACUAUUUCCACAGGCGAGACAACUGGCGGAUGUACACUUUUAAUAUGAGUAUGAUGAACUUCUGCUCGUGGCGCAUUUCUCAUGCACUCUCCCACCAUAUUUACCCAAAUUCAUAUUUAGAUUUGGAAUUGUCAAUGUUUGAGCCGCUUGUUUGCUGGAUCCCCAAUCCUUAUAUAAAGAGCAAGAUGAUGCGUUACCUCUCAAUCAUCACAGAGCCAUUGACUUAUUGUAUUGCUUUUCCAUUACAAAAGGCAACCAGAAUUAUUUACUCCCUACGUUAUAACAACAUCAUGUACUGGCAUGAUAUUUUGUCGCUCAGCAUACCACUAACAAUAUUUCUGUUCUCUGAUCUCUCAUUGCUUUUAUCGCUGCGUCAGUGGGUAUUCAUCACCAUGAUUGCUAGUUUUGCUUUCUGCGUUAUUGGCUUAAAUGCUGCUCAUCACGACCCAGAGAUCUAUCACGAAGGUGAUGCUGCUCGUGAAGAUCGUGAUUGGGGUCUUUUUCAAGUAGAUACUAUUAUCGAUCGUGGGGACUUGAAGGGUUCGCAAUUCCUGGUUUUAACACAUUUCGGCGAUCAUAUUUUGCAUCAUUUGUUCCCUACUUUGGAUCACGGAAUUUUGCCUCAACUCUAUCCGGUUCUAUAUGAAACUCUCGAUCAGUUUAAGGGGAAAUUACGUGAGUGCAAUCAUUUGGAACAUAUGCUGGGACAGCAUAUGCAAUUGCUGCGUACCACGCCGAACACAAAGCCUCAGGGAUCUUAAAAUUAAGCAGUGAUACUAGAAAGAAUUGCGUUUAAAAUAAAGUUUACAUUACUUGAAUAACUUCUAUAAUCAAUUUCACAACAAA